AGUGAACAACUUCAUGGAGUCCAUGGAAACUCAUAAAUUGAUCUCAACUGACUUCAAAUUGGAAAAUAACUCGGGAACUAGGGAUCAGACCUUCCAACUAAAUUACAUGGAUAUUGGAAGUCUGGAUAUCAAGGAAGAAAUCAUUGAAGAAUAUCCAUCGAAAAUAGCUACAGGUCAAGAAGUGAAUAAAGAGUACACAUUGAAAAUUCAAGAAUCAACCAAAGAAACAAAAAGAAAAUACAAAUGCGACGAAUGCGAAAAGACCUAUUUAAUUAGGCGUACUUUACAUCAACAUCAGCGUUUUGCGCACGGCCAAAUUUCCUCUCCUCACUUGUACGAAUGCGAUUUUGGUGAUUAUGUGUCUAACAGCAAAAGCGCUCUUUUUCGUCAUAUAAGUUGUAAACAUUUAAAACAAACAACAUUUGUGUGCGGCGAAUGCGGAAAUACUUACGGCCGCAAAGAUACACUUAAUUACCAUAAAAAGUACUCUUGUAAGCAGAAGCCGCGUGGUAUUCGUGACCAGAUAAUUAAAAUUAAUCCUAAAGUUCUAGACGCCAAAUACGUAUGCGAGGAAUGUGGAAACAGUUACACACGAAAAAGUACUUUGCAGCGGCAUAAAAAGCUCGCAUGUAACAACCAAGAACCAGGAUUUGUUUGCCAUAUUUGUGAUUAUAAAUCGAUGUUCAAUGCAAAUUUGUUGCGACAUAUUAUGACGCGCCAUACAUCGUAAUUAUUCAGUUAUUAUUUUAAGGAUUUUUCCCCUUUUGCUGGCCAAUAAUCAAAAUAGAUUAUUUUUUAUAUUUUUAUGGAGACGUUCAAAUUGUGCGACUAUUUCGUGCUUCAAGAAACGUGUGAGCAAUUCAGAAUUUUCGAAAUAUGCCAAGUAAAGAUUGUACUGUAAUUUAGAUGGAAAAUUAAAAUAAUAAAGUAAUAAUGUUUCCAUGA
Messenger RNA from Belonocnema kinseyi, 945 nucleotides. Its product is annotated as zinc finger protein 28-like. Gene Ontology annotation, cellular component: nucleus. NCBI's taxonomy places the organism in Eukaryota, Metazoa, Arthropoda, Insecta, Hymenoptera, Cynipidae. The transcript has 2 exons. Bases 14 to 730 code for a protein of 238 amino acids. Gene Ontology annotation, biological process: regulation of transcription by RNA polymerase II. Gene Ontology annotation, molecular function: DNA-binding transcription factor activity, RNA polymerase II-specific; RNA polymerase II transcription regulatory region sequence-specific DNA binding. The record is from RefSeq and is a predicted model, not a curated record.